Molecule: messenger RNA, 375 nt
Organism: Sphaeroforma arctica JP610
Lineage: Eukaryota; Ichthyosporea; Ichthyophonida
Exons: 1
Cellular component (GO): COP9 signalosome
Source: RefSeq, a predicted model, not a curated record
UGCGUUUUGCAAGCUACAAUGAGAGUCAUCACUCGUAACACAUAACAACUUUGACAAGAAACCGGAACAAUUCCACAACCCCCCAAGGUUAUUUAAAAGAUUACUCAACCCCACCCAAUUGACAUUGCUUAGCAACAUAGAUAUACCAUUAUGCCUGUCUUGUGUGUAGACGAGAGCACUUGCAAGAAGGCAGAGGUCAGUCAGGGCGAUGCACUUGCACAAAUAGUAGCAGAAGCCAUUGACAACCCAGAAGUGUUUGUCUUCGGAGAGCUAGUUGCGUUGACCACCGUACAGCAGCUUAAAUCAACACAUGCCGAAAUAUAUGCCGCACUAGAAAUAUUUGCACAUGGCACACUUAAAGACUACAAGCAAAGG